GAGGAAAAUAUUGCAAAUAUGAAGAUCGAGAAGGAUCUCGUCGCUGACAGGGCGCAAGCGCAAAUCAAAGAGCUUCGGGAGAAAAUGGAGAAGGAUUCUGAGCGUGCCCGCGUUACAGAGCUGGAGAUGAAGUCUGAACAGCAAAUGCUAGAAAGCAAACUAGAAGUCAUGAGAGCGAGAGCUGAGGAGGUAUCGACAGGAGCCACGGGUGACGCACAAGCCAAAUUACUACGGCAAAUUGAGACCUUGCAGACUCAAUAUGUUGUCGCGAGCGAAAAUUGGCAGGGUAUUGAAGCAUCCCUGAUUGCAAGAGCUACAAGUCUCGAGAAGGAAAGGGACGAGGCAACUCGAAGAGAGGCAGACAUUCGACGAAAGGCUCGAGAAGUCACCCUGAAAGUCAAACGCAACGAGGAUGAGCUCGAAGAACUAAGACCGAAACUGCCUAGUUUGCAGCAAGAGCUUGCCGCUCAGAAAGCACAGCUUGAUAGCUUGCAGCAACGUGCAAAAGAGGCAGAGGCCGCCUUGAUUGAAGCCCGGGCAGCAUUCGAUCAAGAAAGGCAAGCUUGGCAAUCUGAGCUGCUGCAACGUAUAGAUGAGGAGAGACAAAAAUGGCAAGAGGAGACAGCUGGCCAAGGCUUUCUUAGUCCCGGCCGUGUGGACUCACCUCUUGCAUCGCCUCGCAGAGGAUUUACCCCAGAGUUUCUAGGAUUCCAAACCUUGCCGAUAAGGGGAACAACGGCUCGCUCUAUAACCAGCGAUGUGCCCACAGCGGAUCGGUUUCAGGCCCGUCGCCCUUCAGCUGUAGCUCUUGGUCGAUCUUCAGGAGGGAAUGGAAACCCCACAAGACAGGACUUGUUUCAAUCAGUGACUGCAAAUACUGAAGUUCCGGAUACCCCUUCCAUACACACCGAUCAAGACGACUUCUUCGAGAAUAAUGCAUCACUAUCGUCCCCGCAUCAAACGAUAAACGACAUGGUGUCUGCAUCUACCGCUGGUGCGGGACCGUCCGUUCAACUGGUAGAAAGAAUGAGCUCUGCAGUGCGACGGUUGGAGAGUGAAAAAGUCGCCACCAAGGAAGAUAUAGCAAGACUUUCUGCUCAGCGAGAUGAGGCAAGAGCCGAGAUCGUUGCUCUCAUGAAAGAAGUUGAAGCGAAGAAGGCUGCAGAUGCUAGAGUUGCAGAACUGGAAGCAGAAGUUGAGGAGAUCAAGGCAAGAUAUGAAACGACAUUAGAGAUGUUAGGGGAGAAGAGCGAGCUGGUGGAUGAGCUACGGAGCGACAUUGAUGAUAUUAAAGCUAUGUAUCGGGAGCUCGUUGAAAGGACAGUGAAAUGAGAGGAUGGGAGGUGAUACAAAAAUAUCGCCUCAUUACAGGCGACUUGAUAAAAGCGGGAUGGUAUCAGGAGUUACCAACAGCACGAAGAAAGAUGCGGGGAUUUCUCAAGGAGCU
Amorphotheca resinae ATCC 22711 is the source of this 1447-nucleotide messenger RNA. RefSeq lists its product as hypothetical. Gene Ontology annotation, cellular component: Golgi apparatus; endoplasmic reticulum. The annotation marks the transcript as partial. The transcript has 2 exons. The record is from RefSeq and is a predicted model, not a curated record. NCBI's taxonomy places the organism in Eukaryota, Fungi, Ascomycota, Leotiomycetes, Helotiales, Amorphothecaceae.